Molecule: messenger RNA, 719 nt
Organism: Lasiosphaeria miniovina
Lineage: Eukaryota; Fungi; Ascomycota; Sordariomycetes; Sordariales; Lasiosphaeriaceae
Exons: 2
Source: RefSeq, a predicted model, not a curated record
AUGUCGACGAACAAGGACGCAGUGAGGUCGUCGUCGUCGUCGCCGGGAUCGCUGUCGUGGCGAGCAAAGCCCCAGUUCCCUACCUACAGCAUACGCAUUGCCCACACGCUCGAGGCGUCAGACUCGUUUGCGAAAGCCCUGGCCGGUACUGGUAUCAUUCCCAAGGCGGCCGACCACAAGAAUCAACAUCCCGAGGAGGCCAAGCAUCUGCCACAAUUUUUAUUACCGUUCCAGCCCAUCCCGGACAACGCGGAGAAGGUGAUUGUCGACUGGGUCAACGCUGCAGCCUGGAAAAAGCUCCGCCCUCAAUUCUCCAGCCGAAUUGCCCAGGUGGAACUCUCCAGAGACAAAUCUCGGCCAUACGUCUACAUGUGGGCGCCCAAAAAGUGAGACCUGCAGGCAGGCCAGCGGCGCGGCGCGACUAGGUUUCCAUGGAUUGGUUGCCUGCGGUCCUAAUCGCCGCACUGGGGAGUCGACGUGUCCAUUCGCGAGGGAGAGAGAGAAAAGCACGGGCUGGACUUGGUGGUGUUUUGUUCUAAUGUUUUUGGAAUAUGGAUAUGCCUAGAUAAUAGUCAUGUAGUUUGGCAGCGCCUUACCUGACACAAUAACACGAAAUAGGGCGGGCGUCGGCCGGAGCGAUGCCUUAGCUAAUUACCUUUAAGUUAGCUACUAACGUUCAUGAUAUGCGAGUUAGCCAUGAUAAGCGAGUUGGCCACCUU